CUUCGAGAGAGGGGUGGAGUGUGGCGCUUUCUGUACAAUUUUUCCUCGACAGUUCAUUGCUGUCUCUGGAUUUUCGUCUUUGCGCGCGUGUGCUGCGUGUAUGCGUACGAGGCUGUGUAUACGCGCUCACGUAUACAGACGAGAGUUUUUCGCCCGAGGAGCGAGGAAGCCUGAAGGGUCGCAUUUUUCCACACGGAUAUUCGAGUAUCGUCGUCGCCCGUCUCGCACCUCCCAUGCAUCUGAGAGGACGUUGCAAGACAUUGAGAAAGAAGAGGAUCGGGGAACACGCCGAUGCAUGUUGAUGGAUUUCUAAUUUUGUAUACUUAGAAUUUUUGUGAAUUGUAAAAUUUCUUACCAAUAUGACUGAAUACAAACUUGUUGUGGUUGGGGCUGGUGGCGUUGGAAAAUCAGCACUUACUAUUCAACUGAUUCAAAAUCACUUUGUAGACGAAUACGAUCCAACAAUUGAAGAUUCUUAUAGAAAACAGGUCGUUAUAGAUGGAGAAACAUGUUUAUUAGAUAUUUUAGAUACGGCAGGUCAAGAGGAAUAUAGUGCAAUGAGGGAUCAAUAUAUGAGGACGGGAGAAGGAUUUUUAUUAGUAUUUGCUGUUAAUUCAGCUAAAAGUUUUGAGGAUAUUGGAACAUAUCGCGAACAAAUAAAGAGGGUAAAGGAUGCGGAGGAAGUGCCAAUGGUAUUGGUUGGCAACAAGUGUGACCUCCAGCAAUCGUGGGCUGUAAAUAUGACACAAGCGAGGGAAGUUGCCCGUCAAUAUGGAGUGCCGUUUGUUGAGACAUCGGCUAAGACAAGAAUGGGAGUAGACGAUGCAUUUUACACUUUGGUAAGAGAAAUACGAAAAGAUAAGGAGCAAAGAGGUAAAGAAAAGAGAAAACGCAUGAAGGCUGGUAAUUCAAGUCGCAGGAAACACCGGUGCUGUAUUCUUUAAAAUAAUUAAUAAUUUUGUCAUUCAAGAGCUAAAAUGUAAGAAGCUUUAGUAUGUUUAUCUCGUAUUCAUCGAGUAAUUAAUAUUGCACUAUUCUCAAUUAAGUCAUAAAAAGUGGGAGAA
Molecule: messenger RNA, 1064 nt
Organism: Ceratosolen solmsi marchali
Lineage: Eukaryota; Metazoa; Arthropoda; Insecta; Hymenoptera; Agaonidae
Gene: Ras85D
Product: ras-like protein 1
Exons: 5
Coding region: 360-944 (194 amino acids)
Biological process (GO): signal transduction
Cellular component (GO): membrane
Molecular function (GO): GTPase activity; GTP binding
Source: RefSeq, a predicted model, not a curated record